Sipha flava (yellow sugarcane aphid) is the source of this 870-nucleotide messenger RNA. It is a transcript of the gene Chmp1, whose product is annotated as charged multivesicular body protein 1b. NCBI's taxonomy places the organism in Eukaryota, Metazoa, Arthropoda, Insecta, Hemiptera, Aphididae. Gene Ontology annotation, cellular component: ESCRT III complex; multivesicular body. The record is from RefSeq and is a predicted model, not a curated record. The transcript is spliced from 5 exons. The coding region runs from base 199 to 798 and encodes 199 amino acids. Gene Ontology annotation, biological process: protein transport; late endosome to vacuole transport; endosome transport via multivesicular body sorting pathway.
CUGAUGUCAUCGUUGAAUGUUAUCAGUAUAAUUUUGUUUUUGUAUAUUGUGUUUUAACUAAUUAUUCUCCACAGGGCUAGAAAUAUUUUUUACUCUUCCGCUUUUUCUGUCAAAGUUAAGAUUUACAGAAGAAUUAUUCUACAUUUCGAUUCAUUACUGUAGCCAAUAAGCGAAUAAUACUUUAUUUUCGUCUUUGACAUGUCAUCAAUGGAAAAUCAUUUAUUUAAUUUGAAGUUUGCUGUCAAAGAACUGGAAAGAAACUCAAAGAAAUGCGAAAAAGAAGAAAAGGCUGAAAAAUUAAAAACAAAGAAAGCUAUACAAAAGGGCAAUAUGGAGGUUGCUCGUAUUCAUGCUGAAAAUGCUAUAAGACAAAAAAGCCAGUCGCUUAAUUAUUUACGUAUGAGUGCUAGAGUGGAUGCAGUUGCAUCAAGAGUUCAAGGUGCUCUUACUACAAGAAAGGUAACUCAAAGUAUGGGAGGUGUAGUAAAAGCAAUGGAUGCUGCAAUGAAGUCUAUGAAUCUGGAAAAAAUAUCAUCUUUAAUGGAUAAAUUUGAGAAUCAAUUUGAAGAUUUGGAUGUGCAAAGUUCUUAUAUGGAUAAUACUAUGUCUCAGAGUACAACCACAGCUGUACCUCAAGGUGAUGUUGAAAAUUUGUUGCAACAAGUAGCUGAUGAAGCCGGUUUGGAAUUGAAAUUAGAACUACCUACCAAUCCUCAAAGUCUCAGUUCUCUGUCUUCUACUACGACAGAACAAGAUGAGCUUACACAGCGCUUAGCUCGUCUUAGACAAGCUGAAUAAAAGAGAAAAAUACCCGGACAAAUUAUUAUUAUGCUAGUUCUAAUUUUAACACUUUUAUUGGUGAUUUUAAAA